AUGUCCUCUUACUCUUUCUCUUCCUCUGUCUUCCCCAAAAUACCAACCCCAAACCAUGCCCAGCCCACCCCCGCCCAAUUCCCUAAAUUCCCUCUCCUCCCCACCGAGCUCCGCCUCCUCAUCUGGCACUUCUCCCUCCCAUCCCCCGUACACCAUGGUCUCUACAUCUACCAGAAAGGAUGCUGGGAAACCCAUCUCGACCCCGAAAACGCCCCAGGCCCGGACCCCCACUUCAACCUCAUAUUCAACGACUCCUCCCUGUCCACCAUGCGCAUCGAUAUCCCACCCUUCCUCGUCAACCACGAAGCCCAUCCCAUAGCGCACCACUGGCUCCAAAGGCACAGGGGACCCAUCCGCUUCCAACAGACCCCGACAGGCUUCCACUUCAUGCGGCCCUUCCAGCCAAAUUCAGACGCUCUCUACGUACCUAAAAAUCGGUACCUCGAGUUCAUCUGCGAGCCCGUAGAUGUGGCUUGGGCUCCGGGACUGGAAUACGCGACUAACGAAACUUUUCCCCCAACUUUUCCUCGGAUUGCGUUUCCGAAGGCGGUGUUGGAAAGCCAGAAGAAUGCCAUUAAGGGGAUAUUCGAGUUGUAUCAUUAUGAGAAUAUUCGUGAGGUUUUGAUCGUGGAUGAGAUGGAGGAGGAGGAGGAUGAUUUGAUGGUGUUAGCCCGGGUGCAGAGGCCAUGGGAGUGGGUGAGGGCUCGUGGGGAGGAGUUGUUGGUGUGGGAUCAUCAAGGGAAAAGAUAUCAACGGCAGGGGGGCUGGGAUUGGCAUCCGGAGGCGGAUGAGUUCAUGGGGUUGGUAGAGAAGGCGAGCGUGAAUAUCGAUGCGGGGAUGUCCUGGACCGGGGACCGGUUUGAGGUGAGGUUGGUGCAUGCGGUUCGAAGAUGACUGCACUGGUGGGAGAUGUCUCGUUAAAGCGAUAUCUCUUGGCUUUUCCUUUGAUCAUGAUGCCUGUGUGAAAGUCCCAACUGAUGGAGUCUGUAAGCUUUUGGUUACUGGAAGAACGUCACCUGAUUUCCUCAGCCCUUUCCCGGUCCUUAAUUAAUAGUACUUGAAUCACGGACCUCUGUCCGAUGCACGGACUGGAUUUCUCCAUAGUGGAUGCUAUAUGGACCUUCAAACAAGUUUAAUUAGUGUUCCAACAAGCGGACGGCGGUCGGAUGAUUAUUGAGUUACUCUGUUGGAGGGACCGCUUGAGGCAGGAGCUCUCGAAUCAUCGAUAACUUCCCUGCGAGCAGGUCCCGUUAACUUGCUGAAAAUUCUGGACCACUGAC
Messenger RNA from Aspergillus sclerotioniger CBS 115572, 1280 nucleotides. Its product is annotated as 2EXR domain-containing protein. The coding region runs from base 1 to 894 and encodes 297 amino acids. The transcript has a single exon. The record is from RefSeq and is a predicted model, not a curated record. NCBI's taxonomy places the organism in Eukaryota, Fungi, Ascomycota, Eurotiomycetes, Eurotiales, Aspergillaceae.